GAGUCGAUCGAGACCAGAAGAUAUUUGGAUGGGAUGUAUGCAGCGGACGAGUGCUAGCAGUGGCACGGGCAGAGUGCAUAGAGGAAGUAGAGCACACGCAGUGCAGGCAGGCAGGCAGCGGCAGGGCGUGGCGAGAGCUUGACGCGGCAACCACCACCACCAACACCAACACGCCCCGGCCGGCGAGCUGACCACCAGGGCGAGGGACUCAGGGAGCUCAUCUCAUCAGUCAUGGGCCGAUGAGCGAGCAGCUCGCCAUGUAUGUAUGCUGCUUUUCCUGCCUGCCGAGCCGUCGCCCCCACCUUUUUCCCGUUUCCUGCUCGCUCGCUUGCUUUUUGCGGCGAUGAGAUCUUUGGUUUGGUUGGUUUCUUUGAGACCCAGGCGUCCAAAUCACCCUGCCUUUUGAUCCCAAUUUCCUCCUUUUCCCUGCCCUCCCAACACAAAGCAAGAUUCUUGCUUGUGCGAGUUAUGUCGGGAAAGAUUUGGUCGGCCAGGCUCUCCCUCUGAAGGACUGAGACGCUAGCCACUUUAAUUUGCACGACAAAAGGAGGAAGCCUUGCUUUCGGUGUGCCGCCGAUCGAGCCUGACGGAGAUGGCGCACGAUCCCAGCCUGGGCUUCGCGGAUUACUUCUCGGCGGCGGCGGACGCCACGGCGAUGGAGGAGGGGGCGCCCGAGCUGUACGGCUUGCACGCCGACAUGGAGUUCCUGGCCAUGCGAGGAGGCCUGGCCGCCAUGCCGGCCGCGACGCACGGCCACGGUCACGGUCACAACAAGGCCGUGCUCGACGACGACGCGGGGCCAGACGGCGGCUCCGCCACGGACGCGGCCACCAUGCAGUUCCUGAGCUCCGGCGGCCACCAGCAGCAGCAGCCGAGCCAGGCGCCGCUGUCGCUGUCGCUGUGCCGGCCCGAUGGCGCCGGCGGCGUGGGCGUGACUUUGCACGAGCACCUCGGCGGCUCCUCCCGGCACCAUCAGCAGCAGCCGCCCCCCGCGGCGUGGAUGGAGCACGACUACUCGGCGGCCACGCAGGGGACGCAGCACGCGGCGGCGGCGUGGCACCUGCGCAGCUCGAGGUUCCUCCUCCCGGCGCAGCAGCUCCUGCACGAGUUCUGCAGCCUCCCCGUCGACAGCGCCGCGAAAAACAAGCAGCGCGCCAAGCAGGCAUCAUCAACGGCAAAGCCGCCGCCGCCGCCGCAGCAGCAAGAAGACGGCGGCGAGGGUUCGUCGUCGUCGGCCUGCUGGGCCCCGUCGCCGCAGAUCCAGGCCAUGGAGGCGCUGGAGCUGCAGCGGCUCAAGGACAAGCUCUACAUCAUGCUGGAAGAGGUGGACCGGAGAUACAGGAGGUACUGCGAGCAGAUGCGUUCGCUGGCUGGCGGGUUCGAGGCGGUGGCCGGGGAGCGCGCGGCGGCGGCGUACACGGCGCUGGCGUCGCGCACCAUCUCGCGGCACUUCCGGAGCCUGCGGGACGGGAUGGUGGCGCAGCUGCAGGCGGCGCGCAAGGCGCUCGGGGAGAAGGCGGACGUGUCCGUGCCCGGGAUGACGCGCGGGGACACGCCACGCCUGCGGGUGCUCGACCAGUGCAUCCGCCAGCACAAGGCGCUCGGCAUGCCGGAGACCCACCCGUGGCGACCGCAGCGCGGCCUACCCGAGCGCGCCGUCACCAUCCUCCGGGCCUGGCUAUUCGAACACUUCCUGCACCCGUAUCCAAGCGACGUGGAUAAGCACAUUCUGGCUCGCCAAACGGGCCUCUCACGGAGCCAGGUGUCCAACUGGUUCAUCAAUGCGCGGGUGAGGCUGUGGAAGCCCAUGGUGGAGGAGAUGUACGCGGAGGAGAUGAAGGCGGACGCCCAGCAGCAGGACGAUGACGGCGGCGGUGCCAGCUGCGGGGGGCAGCAGAGCACAAACCCUAAUUAUAACCCUAGCAGCAGCGAGGCGGCUGAUGCCGCGGACAGAGGAGGUGUGGACCGGAAGCCGACGCGGGAGCAGCUCAUGAUGCACGACGCGGGCUCGCUCGCCUCGGUCGUGAACAUCGGCGGCGCGGGCGGCGCCGGCGUCUCGAGGCUGGACAACUUGGGCAUCAUGGUGGACCACCUGGACUUCGACUCGUACGGCGGGGACCAGCAGCAGCAGCAGCAGGCCGCGGGCGGCUUCGGCGGCGUGUCCCUGACGCUGGGCCUGCAGCAGCACGACUCUCACGACGGCGGCGUGAACAUCGCGUUCGGCGCGCCGACGCCGCCGUCCGCGCACCACCACGGCGGCGCCGCGGGGUAUCUGUUCGCGACGGUGGGCGGUCAGCAGCAGAUGGACAGCGGCGUGCACCCGGGGCCGCACGGCCACCACGCCCAGUUCGGCGCGGCGGCCGGCAUCGAAAGCGGCGAGGCGCAGGAGCACUACCGGAGCCUCGGCGCCGGGUUCCACCUUCUGCGUGACCUGGCCGGGUGAUAGAGAUCGAGAGCGAGCGAGCUCGCUGCGGGCGGAUGAUGAGUUGUGACCGAUGGGGAUGUCGUACCGGCGCCUAGCGUGCGUCCGGUCCAGUGCCGCAAUUGUUGGGCUCCGACUCCGAUCGAUCCCCCGGCCGGCCGGCGCGCGGCAGGUGAUGAUCGAGGUCUCCAUCGAUCGAUCGCCACCGCGCGCGCGCGCCGAGUUGGCCUACUGCCGCCUGCUGUGCUGUGUUAUUAUGUAGUAGCAUGGGAGAAUGAUGGAGCAGUAGCAGUUUGGACGCGCGCAGGCGCAGCUAACCGGCCGGCCGGAGGUAGCUAGUGGACGACACACGCAUGCAUGCAGCUAGUUUAAUUGUUUGUCGAUCAAAUUGGUGAAGGGCUGAAGGCAUUCAAAAACUCAAUUUAUGCCAGGCGAUACAUGUUGCUCGAUCACAUCAGUUGAUGCAUGCAUGACCAUGAAUUGUUUAUAUAUUAACCUAUACUGUAUAUGCAUCUUGUGAUUAAUAAUUGCUAGUAUUGCCACA
Panicum virgatum (switchgrass) is the source of this 2966-nucleotide messenger RNA. RefSeq names its product homeobox protein BEL1 homolog. The record is from RefSeq and is a predicted model, not a curated record. Gene Ontology annotation, biological process: regulation of transcription by RNA polymerase II. Lineage: Eukaryota; Viridiplantae; Streptophyta; Magnoliopsida; Poales; Poaceae. The transcript is spliced from 6 exons. Gene Ontology annotation, molecular function: DNA-binding transcription factor activity, RNA polymerase II-specific; RNA polymerase II cis-regulatory region sequence-specific DNA binding. Bases 593 to 2443 code for a protein of 616 amino acids.